AUGGACGAAAGGGAGUUGGCGCAACUUGUGGAAAGUUCUGACGCGGCGGCGCUCCAGGCGUACAUACGAGAUGGCCGCUCCCCUUUCUCGCAGCCCCUGGGUGCAGAGGCGCGAUUCGCGUACUUUCACCUACCGCGGAAGGACGGUGUGAGGACGACUUCUGGGGCGUCGACUGCGGCUCGUGAUGAAAGGAGGAGUGUGCCACCCUUCGAGGAGUAUCAUGGCCCGGCCACAACGUUCGUCCUGCGACCCCAGGAAAAGGAGAGGGCCUUGAAGCGUCCUGCGCCGCGUCUUCAGACCUCAGCACCUGUUGAUCGAGCACCCCACCGUCGACCAAAUCUGUCCGAACACGCGUGGGUUAUCCAGAGCAAUGGAUGGACGGGGGAUGUUCUUCGUCACCCCCCAACUCCGCGUUUUCUGAGCGCUUCGCAUGAUGCAUGGCAGCAACAGCGGAAACCCUCUUCAAGAGCCCCUCCUCAGCCUAGUGGAGCGGUAACCACGCCCCCGCGCAGUGCAGCGUCGUCUCCGGGGUGUGCCGCCAGAGAGACGGGGAAUAUUGGUUGGCAGCCUGGGCCCCGACUUCAAGCGUGUGAAUCCAAGAGUUUCUGUGAGGAGUUACGGUGUCUGGAAAUGGAAGAACGACGGGAAAGAUCGGAGAAGGAGGCUGCAUUUGAUGAGUUUCUCAUCGGUAGGCACCGCUGGCGCCACUCGAGCUUGGACCGAUGCGCGAAGGAGAGGAGUGAGUUGGGCACAGCCGAGUCCAUUGUGCGUUGCGCGAUAAUCAAGGAGGAAAGUUUCCAUUAUAAGGAGAUUCUGGCGAAGUGUCUGGACGAUAUUGCGGGGUGCCGUUGGGAUGGCGUGCGUAUGCAAUGGCUACAGAGGCAGAUGGCGAACUCAGUGACGAUGCGCCAGUGGGUUGAGCUCAACAGCAUCUUGCCGCGGGGGCAGGGGUCGGGUCAAGAUAUCGCGCUGGACACUGUCGACUGCACCUGCAACGUCGGUGAGCAGGAACGCGGGUCCCCUCCUGUAAGGCCUGUUAAUGCCCAACAGCAUCCCUCAACGCCGCUUCCCGAGGCUCCAUUAUCACAUGGAGCUGGUCUUUUGGCGAAAACUAAUGGGACACCUCCUAAAGCCUUCAGCUCCACUGCCGUACCUCCUUCACGGCCGCGUGUGUUCCCACCAGUUGUGCCACAUGAAGAAUGUACCAUGAGCUGA
Molecule: messenger RNA, 1215 nt
Organism: Trypanosoma conorhini
Lineage: Eukaryota; Euglenozoa; Kinetoplastea; Trypanosomatida; Trypanosomatidae
Exons: 1
Coding region: 1-1215 (404 amino acids)
Source: RefSeq, a predicted model, not a curated record